CGCACCACCCAUCCUUCCUCCUCCGCCCGCCACCACCGCCGCCGGCGGAACGGUGCGCGUUCCGCCGCAGUGCCAUGCCCUGGCCGCCGCAGGAGCAGAGGAGGAGGAGAACGGCGAGCGGUUCUGUGAAGGUGCGUAGGCAAUCCUGACCGGCGAGCGGAACGAGGCGUCGCCGUCGCGGCAUCGCCCUGAUGGGCAACGUCUGCGUCGGCCGCAGCUUCUCCAAGAACGGGCUCCUCGGGAGCAUCUGGCGGUCGCGCUCCGCCGCGGCGUCCACCCCGUCGCAGCCCGCCACCACCUCGCGCUCUAUCCCCGUCGUGCUCCCCUCCUCUCCUUCUCUGCCGGAGGCCAGGCCGCCGCCGCAGCAGCAGCCCACCGAGACCGCGCCUCCGGUGCCGAUCGUUAUCUCCGAGCCGGCGACGGCGGGGCAGCCUCCGCCGCCUCAACCGCAGCCCCCGCAGCAAGAGCCCACCAGCCUACCGACCCCGCCGCCGUCGAACACCCAGCCGCCGGUGCAGCAGCGGCAGCAGUCGCGCGCCAAGAAGCCGGCGCACAUCAAGCGCAUCUCCAGCGCCGGCCUGCAGGUGGAGUCGGUGCUCCGGCGAAAGACGGAGAAUCUCAAGGACAAGUACAGCCUCGGCCGGAAGCUCGGGCAGGGCCAGUUCGGGACGACGUACCUCUGCGUCGACAAGGCGUCGGGGAGGGAGUACGCGUGCAAGUCGAUCGCGAAGCGGAAGCUCCUCACCGACGAGGACGUCGAGGACGUCCGCCGCGAGAUCCAGAUCAUGCACCACCUCGCCGGCCACCCGAGCAUCAUCUCCAUCCGGGGCGCGUACGAGGACGCCGUGGCGGUGCACGUCGUCAUGGAGCUCUGCGCCGGCGGCGAGCUGUUCGACCGGAUCGUCCGGAAGGGGCACUACACGGAGCGGCAGGCCGCCGAGCUGGCGCGCGUCAUCGUCGGCGUCGUCGAGUCGUGCCACUCCCUCGGCGUCAUGCACCGCGACCUCAAGCCCGAGAACUUCCUCUUCGUCGGCAACGAGGAGGACGCGCCGCUCAAGACCAUCGACUUCGGCCUCUCCAUGUUCUUCCGCCCAGGCGAGGUGUUCGCCGACGUGGUGGGGAGCCCGUACUACGUGGCGCCGGAGGUGCUGAGGAAGAACUACGGGCAGGAGGCCGACGUGUGGAGCGCCGGCGUCAUCAUCUACAUCCUCCUCUGCGGCGUGCCGCCGUUCUGGGCAGAGACGGAGCAGGGGAUAUUCGAGCAGGUGCUGCACGGUACGCUGGACUUCGAGUCGGAUCCAUGGCCGAGCGUGUCGGAGGGUGCCAAGGACCUGCUCCGCAAGGUGCUCGUCCGGGACCCCAAGAAGCGGCUCACGGCGCACGAAGUCCAAUGCCAUCCAUGGCUGCAGAUGAGCGGGUCGGCGCCGGACAAGCCGCUGGACUCGGCGGUGCUGUCGCGUCUCCGGCAGUUCUCGGCGAUGAACAAGCUCAAGAAGAUGGCACUGAGAGUGAUCGCGGAGAACUUGUCGGAGGAGGAGAUCGCCGGGCUGAAGGAGAUGUUCAAGAUGAUGGACACGGACAACAGCGGGCAGAUCAACUACGAGGAGCUCAAGGCCGGGCUGGAGAGGGUGGGCGCCAACAUGAAGGAGUCUGAAAUAUAUCAGCUCAUGCAGGCUGCUGAUAUUGACAACAGUGGCACCAUAGACUAUGGGGAGUUCAUAGCUGCCACUCUGCACCUCAACAAGGUUGAGAGGGAAGAUCAUCUGUAUGCUGCUUUCCAAUACUUUGACAAAGAUGGCAGUGGGUACAUCACAUCUGAUGAGCUCCAGCAAGCCUGCGACGAGUUUGGCAUCGAGGACGUUCGACUCGAAGACAUGAUAGGCGAAGUAGAUCAGGACAACGAUGGGCGCAUAGAUUACAACGAGUUUGUGGCGAUGAUGCAGAAAUCGACAGCAGGGUUUGGGAAGAAAGGCCAUCAGUAUAAUCUUAGCAGUGGUUUUAGGGAUGCCUUGAAGUCACAUAGCUGACAAUGUUGUUAGUGUUGUAUUGUACACUGGUAUACCCAUCUUAACUAUGAGAAAUGUUGUUGUGCAUACGUGUUGUGACUGUAAAGGAAACUUUGUGUUCUGAUUAAUUUAUAGGAGCUUUGUUAACAACAGAUUUCAAGCUUAUCUUAUU
Messenger RNA from Oryza brachyantha (malo sina), 2178 nucleotides. RefSeq names its product calcium-dependent protein kinase 27. Lineage: Eukaryota; Viridiplantae; Streptophyta; Magnoliopsida; Poales; Poaceae. Gene Ontology annotation, molecular function: calcium-dependent protein serine/threonine kinase activity; ATP binding; calcium ion binding. Gene Ontology annotation, biological process: intracellular signal transduction; protein autophosphorylation; peptidyl-serine phosphorylation. The record is from RefSeq and is a predicted model, not a curated record. The coding region runs from base 192 to 2027 and encodes 611 amino acids. The transcript has 7 exons. Gene Ontology annotation, cellular component: cytoplasm; nucleus.